CUCCUCUCUCCUCGUCCUCCUCCUCCUCCUCGGUAGUACUUGCACUGUACUGCUAGCAGCGGUGUAGCGCAGUAUUCAGAUAACGCACCGGGAAGCAGCUGUGUAACAAAUACAGUUUUAACAUUUCUAGCGGACGAGGCUCUCAAGGAACAACCAAGAAAUCAUGGCUAGCUACCACAAACCCGACGAGAAAACUCUGCAGGGACUGAAAGACGUCGCUAACAAGCUUAGGAUCAACUCCAUCAAGGCAACAUGCGCCUCAAACUCAGGUCACCCCACAUCAUGCUGCAGUGCAGCAGAGCUCAUGUCUGUGCUCUUCUUCCACACCAUGCGCUACAAAGCAGAUGACCCUCGCAACCAGUGUAACGACCGCUUUGUGCUCUCAAAGGGUCAUGCUGCACCUGUCCUGUAUGCCGCCUGGGCUGAGGCAGGUUUUGUGAAGGAGUGUGAUCUGCUUAACCUUCGUAAAUUAGACAGUGAUCUGGAGGGCCACCCCACACCGAAACUGGAGUUUGUUGAUGUGGCUACAGGAUCUCUCGGACAGGGUCUGGGGGCCGCCUGUGGCAUGGCCUACACUGGCAAACAUUUCGACAAAUCUAGUUACCGAGUGUACUGCAUGCUGGGUGAUGGAGAGUGUUCAGAGGGCUCAGUGUGGGAGGCCAUGGCCUUCGCCUCCUACUACCAGCUGGAUAACUUGGUGGCAAUCCUUGAUGUCAACAGACUUGGUCAGAGUGAGGCUGCACCCCUGAAGCAUGACAUGGAGACGUACCGCAAGCGCUGUGAAGCCUUUGGGUGGAACACGUAUGUUGUGGAUGGACAUGAUGUGGAGGAGCUGUGCAAAGCUUUCUGGCAGGCUCAGCAGGUCAAGGGCAAACCUACUUGCAUUGUUGCAAAGACAUUCAAGGGCAAAGGACUCAAAAAUAUUGAAGAUCUUGAUAACUGGCAUGGAAAGCCGAUCCCCAAGGACAGAGUGGAUGACAUCUUGAACGACCUGCAGUCCCUGAUCCAGGUCCCAAACAAGAGCCUGUGCCCCGAGCUGCCUAAAGACGACACAGCACCUGCAGACCUCAGCCCCAUCAUGCUGCCUUCUCCCCCACCAUACAAGAAAGGAGAUAAGAUUGCUACAAGGCGUGCAUACGGUGUGGCCCUGACCAGGCUGGGACAGGUCAGCCAGAGAGUUGUGGCCUUGGAUGGAGACACCAAAAACUCUACUUUCUCAGAGACGUUCAAGAAGUCCUUCCCUGAUCGCUACAUCGAGUGUUUCAUCGCUGAACAGAACAUGGUGGGUGUGGCCAUCGGCUGUGCCACCCGAGAUCGCACAGUUGCAUUUGCCAGCACGUUUGCUGCCUUCUUAUCACGAGCCUAUGAUCAGAUCCGUAUGGGAGCCAUUUCCCAGACAAAUGUCAACCUGGUGGGCUCCCACUGUGGGGUUUCCAUUGGUGAAGACGGUCCAUCCCAGAUGGCCCUGGAGGACUUGGCUAUGUUCCGUGCUAUCCCAACAUGCACUGUGUUUUACCCCAGUGAUGGAGUGUCCACUGAGAGAGCUGUGGAGCUGUCGGCCAACACAAAGGGUAUCUGUUUUAUCCGCACCAGUAGACCAGACACUGCAGUCAUUUACUCUCCAGAAGAGAAGUUUGAAGUGGGCGUAGCCAAGGUGGUGCGCCAGUCCGACAACGACCAUGCGACUGUUAUUGGUGCUGGUGUUACGCUCCAUGAGGCCCUGGCUGCUGCUGACAUGCUGGCCAGUGAAGGGAAGAACAUCCGUGUGAUCGACCCAUUCACCAUCAAACCCCUGGAUGCUGCUACUAUUCUGGCAAGUGCCAGAGCUACUGGGGGACAGAUCAUCACCGUGGAGGACCACUACAAGGAGGGUGGUCUCGGUGAAGCAGUGCUGUCUGCAGUGGGCAGUGAGCCUGGCAUUGUCGUUACUCGGCUGGCGGUGAGCGGUGUUCCCCGCAGCGGAAAGCCCCAAGAACUUCUGGACCUUUUUGGCAUCAGCGCCAAGCACAUCGCUACUGCUGUUCGUCAGACCUUUGCAAACUAAGGACUGCACCUAAUCCCUGGCGUUUGUUUUUCUGCAUCAUUAACACCUUUCUGUCCAAUGUGCAGCUACCUGACACGAUCACAUGAAGACCUGUACAACUGCAAACUUUUCUGGGUUCAAGUGCUAUCCUGUGGCAUCAUUUGUGUGCAGUGUUCUACCCAACUAAUGUAAUCACUGGAUGAGUGUGUAAAGAAGUGCAGUGUUGAAGCCUGUAGUGCAAAUAUUUCCUUCUCUUUAGUGGCCUCUGCUGGUUCUACUGAUACUGCAACAAGCCUUUUUCUAUAAACUUCACAUGCCGAAAAUUGUCCUGUAAGUGACUCAGCCUAAAUAUCACAAAAUACUGUGAUUUUUUUUUUUUUUUUUUAAGGUUGAAUUCAAAUCGGUUACUAAAAGUUUGCUCAGGUUCUGGUCCAUUGUGAACUGUCAGGCCAUGACUUCAGUUCCUCAUUCCAGCCAUCAUUUCCCUCAAACAUUCCUUAUAACCAGACCCCAUGUCCACUUAGCUAGGGUUCAUGCCUCAUUUUUUUUUAGAACUGUUACUGUUGAGCAUUAUCAUGCACUAGAUCCUCAGUUUUAGUUUUCACUCACAGCUUGUAGCACUUGGCUGUGGUAGAGAACUGUUUCUUCAGACUCUGUGUGAAAAUCACUUUAGUUACAAACAGUUUAACAUUCCUGACCACACAGGCAUCACACAAUGUUACUGGUGUUCCAGGUCACAUGUGUCCCCCUGCUCUAGCUGUGAUGUGCUGAAUUAAAAUAAUUAAC
This is a messenger RNA of Cheilinus undulatus (humphead wrasse), 2809 nucleotides long. It is a transcript of the gene tktb, whose product is annotated as transketolase b. Lineage: Eukaryota; Metazoa; Chordata; Actinopteri; Labriformes; Labridae. Gene Ontology annotation, molecular function: thiamine pyrophosphate binding; transketolase activity. The record is from RefSeq and is a predicted model, not a curated record. The transcript is spliced from 14 exons. Bases 164 to 2044 code for a protein of 626 amino acids.